Messenger RNA from Orcinus orca (killer whale), 4673 nucleotides. It is a transcript of the gene ASB15, whose product is annotated as ankyrin repeat and SOCS box containing 15. The coding region runs from base 207 to 1973 and encodes 588 amino acids. The record is from RefSeq and is a predicted model, not a curated record. NCBI's taxonomy places the organism in Eukaryota, Metazoa, Chordata, Mammalia, Artiodactyla, Delphinidae. Gene Ontology annotation, cellular component: cytoplasm. Gene Ontology annotation, biological process: intracellular signal transduction. Gene Ontology annotation, molecular function: protein binding. The transcript is spliced from 10 exons.
GUCAGAUCUUAAUUUAGCCACCAACUGGGUACUUAAUUUUAGAUACACAGAGGAACACAUUGGCUCCAAGACACUUCCUCUGAUUUAGGAAGGCAAGGUCCUGGAUAAGAAUGACAAGAUGAUAAUUCCAAAAGGUAAACUCUAUAUGCGGUUCUGUGGCAUUUGCUGAUAAUAAGAAUUUGCCUCUUUCAAAAUUAUAUUCCGUCAUGGAUGCUAAUGAUGACCCCGAUGAAGAUCAUCUUACAAGUUAUGAUGUUCAGCUCAGUAUUCAAGAAUCCAUUGAAGCCAGCAAGACUGUGUUAUAUCCUGAAAGAUUUGUACCACUAAGUGAUCAAAAGAGAAAGCUGGUGGAAGCCAUAAAGCAAGGUCACAUUCUUGAGCUCCAGGAGUAUGUGAAAUAUAAAUAUGCAUUGGAGGAGGCUGAUGAAAAAGGAUGGUUUCCAUUGCAUGAAGCUGUUGUUCAACCCAUUCGACAAAUACUUGAGGUUGUCCUGGAUGCAUCCUGUAAGACGCUCUGGGAGUUCAAGACCUCUGAUGGAGAAACACCCUUGACUUUGGCAGCCAAAGCUGGUCUGGUGGAAAAUGUAAGAACUUUACUAGAGAAAGGAGUGUGGCCAAACACCAAAAAUGACAAAGGAGAGACACCCCUUCUGCUUGCUGUGAAAAUGGGCUCCUAUGACAUGGUGUCUGCCCUGCUUAAACACCACACCAGCCUUGACCAGCCCUGUGUCAAGCAAUGGUCAGCAAUGCACGAAGCAGCCAAACAAGGCCACAAAGAUAUAAUAGCUCUACUACUAAACCACAGAGGCAAUGUCCACCUAAGAGACGGAUUUGGAGUCACCCCGUUAGGUGUUGCGGCCGAGUAUGGUCACUGUGAUGUGUUGGAACACCUGAUCCACAAAGGAGGGGAUGUGUUUGCUUUGGCGGAUGAUGGGGCAUCAGUGUUGUUUGAGGCAGCAGGAGGGGGCAAUCCUGACUGCAUCUCCCUCCUGCUGGAAUAUGGAGGAAGUGGAAACAUACCUAACAAAGCAGGGCAUCUUCCUAUACACCGAGCUGCCUACGAGGGACAUUAUCUUGCACUGAAAUAUCUUAUUCCAGUAACAUCCAAACAUGCAAUUCAGAAAAGCGGGCUAACGCCAAUUCACUCAGCAGCAGAUGGACAAAAUGCACAGUGCCUAGAACUGCUUAUUGAAAAUGGCUUUGAUGUCAAUACCCUGCUUGCUGACCACAUUUCCAAGAGCUACGAUGAUGAACGGAAGACUGCUCUCUAUUUUGCCGUUUGCAAUAAUGAUAUCCACUGCACAGAAGUCCUCCUGGCUGCAGGUGCAGACCCAAACUUAGAUCCCCUCAACUGUCUUCUUGUGGCGGUGAGGGCCAAUAAUCAUGAAAUUGUCAGGCUGCUUCUCGCCCAUGGAGCUAAUGUCAAUUGUUAUUUCAUGCAUGUGAAUGACACUCAUUUCCCCAGUGCCAUUCAGUAUGCCCUAAAUGACGAGGUAAUGCUCAGGCUGUUGCUGAAUAACGGCUAUCAAGUGGAGAUGUGCUUUGACUGCAUGCACGGGGACAUCUUUGGAAAUUCGUUUGUAUGGUCAGAGAUAGAGGAAGAGAUACUGCCGGGAUGGACGUCUUGUGUCGUAAAAGAUAACCCGUUCUGUGAGUUUAUUACAGUUCCUUGGAUGAAACACUUGGUAGGCAGAGUUAUUCGUGUGUUAAUGGAUUACAUGGAUUAUAUCCCUCUGUGUGCUAAACUGAAAUCUGCACUAGAAGUACAGAGAGAAUGGCCAGAAAUCCGUCAAAUACUAGAGAAUCCCUGCUCCUUAAAGCAUUUAUGUAGGUUAAGAAUUCGAAGACUUAUGGGACUCCAGCGACUCUGCCAGCCAGCCUUAAUGGAGAAGCUCUCUCUGCCACCAACUAUUCAAAGAUAUAUAUUAUUUAAAGAGUAUGAUCUCUAUGGACAAGAGCUAAAAUUGCCAUAAUUUAAAAUAAUAUUUUUAAAUGUGAUUUAAAAAAUGUGUUUAAAUGAGAUUCCUUCAGAGAAUUUCUUGGAACCAUUUUAUAUCCUUAUGUGUAUUUAAAUCCAUUGACAAUUUUAUAACUGGAUCCUGGGUUCUUUUGGGAGCACCAUAUUUUACAUCUCUAAGGACCUUUUACAUUGUGAUUUUUUAAAGCUAGUCAAUAUUUUGCAUUUGAAUUUCUAUUGAUUGCCUUCACUUGCAGUAAGUCUUCAAACUCUCCUUAUCAAGUGACCCCUACAAUAUCCAUGAGCAAGUCUCUCCUAUGUUUAUAAAACAAAGAACCACUUUCUCAAACCCACAUCUCCAGCCAGUUGCUGCCCCAUUCUCUCCUUUCUUUUAUCACCACACGGCGUAAAAGAGCUCUUUCCUGUCCGCAGAUUCACUCACUGUAAUCUGGCUUCUGCUCCUUCCACGGCCCUUCCCAAGGUCUUUAACAACUUGCUUGUUGCUACUUUCAAUGAGCAUCCUUCAGUCCUUUCAAGUGAUUCCUGCAGCAACUGACUGAUUGCCUGCUCCCUCCAGGAAACAGUUCUCCGGAUACUUUGCUCUCUUGGCUCUCUUCCCACCUCUCUGGCCUCCUUGUCUCUGGCUUCUUUCUGCAUUGCUUAUCUCCUGCCAACUCUUUAGUAAUACGUCUUAAGUCCCCUUUUUUUAUGCUAAGUUCUCUGGGAAAUUUCAUCCAUGUCCAUGGUUUCGUUUACUAUCUACAUGCUGUCGAAUGUAAAAUUAAUAUCCGAAGUUCAGCUUUCUCUCACGUGCUUGAGACCUGUGUAGACAAUUGGCCUAAGGGACCUCUGAAUACAAAGAUACCUCAAAUGCAGCAUGUCCCCAAAUGAACUCACUGUCUUCCUCCACAAAAAGGCUCCUUUUCUUACCAUCUCUAGCUCAAUAGUUAACCCAAUUAUCAAUUCAGUUUCCCAAGUCAAAAGCCUGGACAUCAACCUUGACCAUCUCAUUUUCUUUACCCAAUAGAACAAAUCACCAAGUCCUGGUAAGUUUAUUUCAUGAAGUCAUCUUCUACUCAGUCUCACUAAUUCAGCCCAAAUACCAGCUAUUAUCUCCUUUCUUCCUGGGACACUGUAGUGCUACCCAGCUGGUCCUUUUCCCUGCUAUCUUGCCUCAUCUAACACACAUUCUACACAUAACAUCCCAGAGUAAUCUUUUACAAAUGUAAGCAAGUUUCACUCCCCUGCUUAAAAUCAUUCCCAUUGCUCUUAGGUAAAGUCCAAAAUUCUUCCAUGGCCCUUCAUGAUCUAACUGCCUGCCUUAGCCUUAUCUCCUGAUAUCUCCCUUACCGUCCUCUUUAACCAUGUUAAACACCUUUUAGAAGUUUAUUCUUUGAACAGUGAUUCCCAGAUUUUUCGAUUUCAUAUGUUAGUAGUUUUUAGUAAUUUUAAAAAUAGGGUCAUCUAUUUAUCCCUGUCAUUUCAUAAGAGAGGGGCCAUUUUAAUGCCAGAAAAUGGGGCUGCCUUAAACUCAGUUAUUAAAAUUGAAUGACUUUAGGGGAAUUCCCUGGCAAUCCAGUGGUUAGGACUCUGAGCUUCCACUGCAGGGGUCACGGGUUCAUUCCCUGGUUGGGGAACUAAGAACUCUGUAUGCCGUACAGCACAGCCAAUAAAUAAAUACAUACAUAAAUAAAAUGUUUAAAAAAUCUAAAAAAAACUAAUUGAAGGACUUUAGCUUUGAAAAGACUUACAGUUUGGUCUUCAUUUUCCCAUUGAGUGAAAAUUUCAUUCUGUCCCGACAAGUCUCUGAGGCCUUUUAUUUGGGAACCACUGUUAUAGAAGAAACCAUACUCUCUUGUACCUCAGGGUUUUUGCAUGUUCUACUUCUUCUGCCUGGAAUCCUUUUUCCAUCUCCUUCUUCCCCACUCCAUCCUUUAUCCUACAGGUCUCAGUUUAAAUGUUCUUUCCUCUAGGAUGGGAGGCCCCAGAACUGCCCUUCUCAUGCUUUAUUACAGGAGCCUAUGUUCCCCAUCUGUCUGCCCUACUAGACUGUAAGCUCUAUGAGGGCAGAUUUGUUUUGCAGUGUUUUCUUAGGGCCAAACACAUUCCCUAAGAGCAUAGAGAAAGUGCAAAAAUUACUUGUUGAAUAUACUGAAGGAGCGAAUGUCAUAUGAGAGCCAGACAAAAGUAAUCAGUGACCUCAUGGUAAAAUGAUAGUUUUGAGUCUCUGAAUUGGUUAUAUAGCUUUAUAAUGUAAUUACUUAGACUCAUUCUUCUUAGAUUUUUCUUAUUUUUAUCUUAAGGGUUAUUGUAUUCUUUCAAUAAUAAUACCUCACUGGUUUAUGAACUUUUCAAAUUGUAUUUAGCUCUAGUUAUAGGUAUGAAAAAAAACUGAAUAAUUAGAGCUAUAGUUUUAACAGCUUUUAUUCCCUAAAGAAUAUAUUUUCCUAUAGAUUAAGCUCUAAUGUAUUUAAAUAGAACUAUAAUGUUUUGUGUAUGGGAUUUCAUGAUUCCUCUGUUGCUCUCCUACUUGUGGCUAAAAUACAUUGUUACCUAUAAAUAUUGCUCUAAAUAAAUUUUUAAAAUAAGGAUGUAAGUGUGCUAUAUGAUACUUCAGAUAUUAAAUAAACUAAAACUUUGAUAUUUAACGUAUUAUUGUAUAAAUACGUUCAGGAUACUUCAGAUAUUAAAUAAACUCCAGUAUGCAAAAGUUUGA